CUUUCUCUACCAUUCAUCGACUGUUAUAACUGUCUACAAGAUUUCACCGGUCUCAUCUAGCAGAUAAUAUGGCUUCAGCAAAGCCUCCGUUCACGUUUGAAUCGGCCACACUCAAAGUCAAGGCCGCUCAAAACCUCUGGAAUACCCAGAAUCCGAUUGAGGUUUCCAAGUCGUAUACUGCAGAUUGUAUUUGGCGCAACCGGACCUCGUUUUUCUCCGGCACGGAAGCCAUACAGGCGUUUCUUACGGCUAAGUGGAAAAAAGAAAAAUCUUACCGCCUACGUAAAGAACUAUUCGCUUUUACUGAGAAUCGCAUCGCCGUGCAAUUCUGGUAUGAAUACCAAGAUGCCGAAGACGGUCACAAGUGGAAACGCUGCUAUGGAUUGGAAGAUUGGACUUUCGAUCAAGAUGGCAAAAUGAAAAAAAGGAUGAUGACUGGAAAUGAUUUACUCCUAGGCCCAAAUGGAGACGGCGAGGGACGCUGGUUUGUGGAUGGAGUCGAUGUCAAUGAGGUGAAAAUCAGCGAAGAUCACUGGUGAAUAUCGCGUGUACGAGAGUCCAUAGUAUACGUGGAUCUUGCUUGUUCUAUGUGGAUAACAUUUUCUGAUUGGUAUCCUACGCUGCAUCCCAAUCAGAAAAGCUUAUGAAAUAAAAGCCAAGAUACUCGGUAGCAGGAUUGAUGCCAUGACCUUUCAAUCUAUCCGGUGAAACUAUCAAGAAUUGUUUGGGAGCUGCCAGCGACGAACUGCACUUAUUGGUUCCAUUUUCGGUUGUGACACCCAAGCUUAAAUCUGGGUGAGAAUACUGACCAAGUGAGAAAACCCGGAACUGGGUGUAUCCCACUGUAGGCAAGUGAGGCAUGAAAAUCAGACAAAACAUACAACAGCAGGGACACGCUGGUGGUCAACCACACAACUACUAACCGGCCGGCGUGUGGCUUAGCUUCGGUCAAUAGUUCGAGAGUUAUUAGUAAAUCCAACCCUGAAGCAGCUUGGCAAUGUUGGAGAUCGCUG
Messenger RNA from Aspergillus ruber CBS 135680, 1013 nucleotides. Its product is annotated as nuclear transport factor 2 family protein. The transcript is spliced from 2 exons. NCBI's taxonomy places the organism in Eukaryota, Fungi, Ascomycota, Eurotiomycetes, Eurotiales, Aspergillaceae. The coding region runs from base 69 to 539 and encodes 156 amino acids. The record is from RefSeq and is a predicted model, not a curated record.